This is a messenger RNA of Balaenoptera musculus (blue whale), 9953 nucleotides long. RefSeq names its product major facilitator superfamily domain containing 4A (gene SLC60A1). NCBI's taxonomy places the organism in Eukaryota, Metazoa, Chordata, Mammalia, Artiodactyla, Balaenopteridae. Gene Ontology annotation, biological process: transmembrane transport. The transcript has 10 exons. The coding region runs from base 82 to 1620 and encodes 512 amino acids. The record is from RefSeq and is a predicted model, not a curated record.
CCCCAGCCCUGCUGGCCCUCCCGCGGGCGAAGCGGCACUCGGCACCGCGCGCGCCCGGACCAGCAGCCGCGAGCCGGCACCAUGGGCUGCGACGUCCGCGUGUCAGGGCUGCUCCGCCGCAACCUGCAGCCCACGCUCACCUACUGGAGCGUCUUCUUCAGCUUCGGCCUGUGCAUCGCCUUCCUGGGGCCCACGCUGCUGGACCUGCGCUGCCAGACGCACAGCUCGCUGCCCCAGAUCUCCUGGGUCUUCUUCUCGCAGCAGCUCUGCCUCCUGCUGGGCAGCGCCCUCGGGGGCGUCUUCAAGAGAACCCUGGCCCAGUCGUUAUGGGCCCUCUUCACCUCUUCUCUGGCCAUCUCCCUGGUGUUCGCCGCCAUCCCCUUCUGCCGAGACGUGAAGGUGCUGGCCUCAGUCAUGGCGCUGGCGGGCCUGGCCAUGGGCUGCAUCGACACCGUGGCCAACAUGCAGCUGGUGAGGAUCUACCAGAAGGACUCGGCGGUCUUCCUCCAGGUUCUCCAUUUCUUUGUGGGCUUUGGUGCACUGCUGAGCCCCCUUAUCGCUGACCCCUUUCUGUCUGAGGCCAGCUGCUUGCCCACCAACAGAACAGCCAACGCCACCUCCGGUGGCCACCUGCUCCAUGCCUCCAGGGUCCUGGCCCACCACCAUACUGGGGCCCAGCGUUGGUCCAACCAGACGCUCCCUGGGCUGACCCCACAGGACGGGGCAGGGGCCCGUGUGUCCUACGCCUUCUGGAUCAUGGCCCUGAUCAAUCUCCCGGUGCCCAUGGCUGUGCUGUAUCUGCUGUCCAAAGAGCGGCUGCUGACCUGCUGCCCUCAGAGGAGGCCCCUACUCCUGUCUGCAGAUGAGCUCACCCUGGAGACGCAGCCUCCUGAGAAGGAAGACACUUCCUCGCUGCCCCCUAAGUUUCACCCAGGGCAUGAGGACCUGUUCAGCUGCUGCCAGAGGAAGAACUUCAAAGGAGUCCCUUCUUCUUUCUUCGCCAUCCACAUCACAGCCGCCCUGGUCCUGUUCAUGACCGACGGCUUGACGGGGGCAUACUCCGCCUUUGUGUACAGCUAUGCAGUAGAGAAACCGCUGUCUGUGGGACACAAGGUGGCCGGUUACCUCCCCAGCCUCUUCUGGGGCUUCAUCACUCUGGGUCGGCUCAUCUCCAUUCCCAUCUCCUCAAGAGUGAAGCCAGCUACCAUGGUUUUCGUCAAUGUGGUCGGCGUGGUGGUGACGUUCCUGGUGCUUCUUGUUUUCUCCUACAACGUCGUCUUCCUGUUCGUGGGGACAGCCAGUCUGGGCCUGUUUCUCAGCAGCACCUUUCCCAGCAUGCUGGCCUACACUGAGGACAUCCUGCAGUACAGAGGCUGUGCGACCACAGUGCUGGUAACAGGGGCAGGCGUUGGUGAGAUGGCCCUCCAGAUGCUGGUUGGUUCGAUAUUCCAGGCUCAGGGCAGCUAUAGUUUCCUGGUCUGUGGCGUGAUCUUUGGUGGCUUGGCUUUUACCUUCUAUAUCUUGCUCCUGUUUUUCCACAGGAUGCACCCUGGACUCUCAUCAGUUCCUACCCAGGACAAAGCACUUGGAAUGGAAAGCCUGGAGUGCUACCAGAGGUAAAACUAGACGAAGGAGGCUGGCGAAGACUUCUGGCCUCUUGAGCACCAGCUCAGGUCAAAGGGCUGAAGAAAGCUGGGGUGGCAGCGGAGGCAACCUCUCGACGCCUUGGUUCCGAUCUUCACUAAUACUUGGUUGGGUAGAAGAAAUUAAAUUGAGUUCUGGUACCUGGGUCCUCCCUGGGCAAAUCAUUAGAUGUUUACCUGGCUAUUCAAGUUACUCUCCUCUUCCCUGGCUCAGACUUUUGGUAAGAGCGGGCUAGGAUACCCAGCUGGGAAGGAAGAAGACAGCUAGAUGCUUCACUCCACUGGCCGCCUCCUUCAUGGACCACACCCUGGGUUUGAAGAUCACUCUUGGUUGAAGUUUGAAAAAAUAAGUUGAAAUUAUAAAGAGCGAUGAUCAUUGCUACAUGUAGAUAGACUUUAAAUUAAUCAAAACAAACCCCAAGUUAUUCCCUGGCAUGCUCAAAGUAUUUAUGUGCUUUUACUUAUUAUAGUCCAAAGGCCCUCCAACUCCUGCUGCUGCUGUCAGUAGUUCGUCUGUAAUCUAAAACAUCGAAAGGAAAAGUUGAAUCUUGCUACUUUUGGGGCACUUCAGUGGUAUGCUGGGCUAGCUCAUACCAGCUUAUAAAAGCCAAUUGUUAAGUUUUCAUUUUGAGAGCUGGUUGUUAAACCCAGCCAUUAUUUAAAAUUAAAUUAGAGAAACUUAUUACCUUUGUUUUUAAUGUAAUUUAACUAUAACUACUCAAAACUCAUCACUUCCUAACUUUUUUAUACCAUGCUCUUGAAGUUAUUUAUUGUGCCUGCAGGGUAGAAAUAUCAUAUAAAGGUAUGCUUCCGUGUAUGUCUUUCCAACUCCACUUUCAGUGAUAACAUGUUAGUGGCUUGAGAUCAGCCAUGGUGGGAGUAUUUACACCACAGAAAUUGGCAAAAGCUACAAAUCAUGGCUUUAUUGUCCCCUUGGAGAGCCAUCUGAUAAACAUUUACCAGCAUACCACUGCUAAUCAUCAAUGCUAAUUGGUCCAGAAGUUGUCUGGGAGAAUGGGAUAGAGUUUCUGCGUUUCUUACUGACAUUGAAUGGCUUAUAAAAGGUAUAGAAAGAGCAUUAAGAAUUUCUCAAAAAUAUCUAAUUUAAACUUUACAUCUUCUAUAGGGAAAAAAACUUUUUAUAUCACGUCAGAAUUUUCUUUUAACAUAAAGCCGGACGACUGACCAAUUCGAGCUGUGCAGUAUACUGAAAGCAGUGUCUGUCAAGGAGUAUCAGCUCCUGUCCAGAUAAAAUCCUGUAGUAAUACAGAGACAGAAUGCAAACUCAGCAACUUGGAGCGGGUAAGAGUGCUGAGACUUCUGUAAGUAGUGAAAUGGCUAUUACAGUGGCUGUUUGUGUGUUAGUUUACCAGCACUUUCUCUGUGUAAAUACAAAUGUACAUGUAUAAAUAUAAAAUAAGUGGAUCAUGGUUCUCAAUAACCUGUCCAAGUGGAGCAGUUCACAUGCCCCACACCAAAGGCUUAUCCUGGAACCGUCGGCAUUGUCAUGUUAGCCAGCUCCAUCUGCCAUCAACAUGGUGUCACAGUGAGAAUCUGGCUAUAGAGAGAGACCUGGUUCAAGCCCUGGCCUCACCUUGUAGCUGUGUGGCCCUGGGCAGAUCACUGAGGCUCUUCCCAGGCUUGCUUUUUUGUAUCUGUAAAGUGACAUUUCUAAAAGAACCUCACCCUACCUCAAAGGAAUUCUGAAAGAAUUAAGUGAAUUUGUGUAAAGCAGUUAUCAUAUGCCUGACAUAGAAAUUUGCUUAAUAACUGUUAGCAAUUUUUAUUUUUAAAACCUCCUCGUUAGCAGCUUAGAAACUGUUCAUAUGUUUGGUACAUAUUUAUUGUAAGUCAAACAGAUCUAAAUUCUUUUGAAAGCUGGUGGUCUAGGGGUAUAGUUUUAACUAUGUCUGUAAAUACUUAAAAGUAUUAGAUGGCAGCCAGACUUACUUGUGCAAUCUAACCAGAGUGAGUGACUGACCUGGGGAAAAAGAAAGCAGUUAUAUUUUUCUUGUGGUUUUUUUCAAGAAAACAUCCUUUUUAUACAGAUUCAGAAAGAAGAAUCAAUAGCUAUAUCUAAGGUGAUCAUGAUUAAUUUGUGAAUAUAGAAAACAAGAUUGAAACAAAUCUAAGAGUACCUUUCCUAAAAUAAAAUAUUUUAAAUUUAAUAAGCGUGUUGUCCAUUAUGAAGGACAAUUGAUCCUUUUAUAAAAGCUCAGAAACAAAUGACCAAAUGUUGCCCAAAGACAGGUUUCUCUCAUACUGUAGGUUCCCAUGGCUGAUAUUUUAGAAGAAACAAAACUCUCAGAGGGAGGACUGAGAACCACUGUUCCCUCUUACAUAUGAUCAGAAUAAGGGGAAGCAGGUAGGUUUUAUACCACACUUCAAUAUCAGUUACAGAGAAAGUAGGCUUUUUUCCUGAUCUUCUUUGAAGGGUGUUGACAUUUCAGAGUGCUGUGGAAUCACCGUGUUCCCAGAUUUCCUUCUGCCACUUGGAUGUGGGAAUCUAACCCAUCAGUAUACCAGAAUCUGGAAGUAUACCAGAUUCACAGUGACAUAAAAAGUCUUUUAGAGAAUUCAUUUAUUCAUUUAAAAAAGAUUUAUUGAUCACCUUCUAGGUUUAAAGCACUGAUCUAGGUGCAGAUACAGCAGAGAAUGGGACAGAAGUCCCUGCCUCACAAAGACAGUAAACAAGUAACAUGCCACAGGGUGAGUGAUCAUUGAGUGCGUAAAGAAAAAUAAAGCAGGGAAGGUGGAUGGGAAGAGGGAAUAUCAAGAGAUGCUCCAGUGGCCUUUCUAAAGAGGUGCCAUUUAUGCAGAAACCGAAAUGAGAGGCAGGAGCAACCAUCCAAAGACCUGAGGUAUUCCCGUCAGGCAGGGGACACAGCAAGUGCGAGGGCCUUAGACUGAAUAUGCUUAUAGCGUCUGAGGAACAGCAAGCAGGCCGGUGUGGCUAAGUGCAGUGAGGAAGCGGGAACAGUGGCAAAUAAGUUGGGGUGGUAGCUGGGGGGGUCAGAUCAUAUAAGCCAUGGUAGGAAUGUGGAUUAUUAUUAUUUUUUAGUUAGGUGAGGUUAUUGGGAGAGUUGUGGGCAGCAAAGGACAUGAUCUGAUUUACAUGUUUAAAAGUAAUACUCUGGUUGUCGUGUGAAAAAGAGAGAGACUGUGGAACAAGGAUGAAACUGGGGACACCAGAAAGGGUAUAAUUGCAGUGAACUAUGUAAGAGAUGGUGGUGGCUUGGACAAUGUUGGUAGCAUCAGUAGUCAGAGUGAUUGGGUUAAAGUAUAUUUUGAAAGUCAAACUGACAAUUUGCUGAUAAAUCAGGUGUGGGGCAUGAGAGCAAGAUGGGAAUCAAGGAUAACCCCAAAGGCAUUUGACUUGUGUUAUGGGCAUGGGAUAAGGCCAUUUAACACUGGAAGACAACGGGAGCGCUCAAGAGUUGUUUCAGGACAUGUUCAUUUUAUGAUGCUAUCUUGGAUGUCAAGAAGGCUGAUAGAUAUAAAAUCUAGAGGUUAAAAGUCAAGCCUGAAGAUACAAACUUCGUGGUCACCUACAUAUAAAGAAUGUUUAAAGCCACGGGACUGAAUGAGGUCAUCUAGGGAGUAAAUGUAGAGAGAGAUCGAAGAUUGAGCCUUGGGAUUCUGCAACACCGAGAGGUUUGAAAAGAACAGGAUCCAGCAGAGUAAAUGAGAGAAGCAACCAGAGAAGUAGGAGGAAGUUCAGGAGAGAAUGUGGUUUCCUGGAAGGCAUGUGAAGAAUAUCUUAAGAAGGAGGAAGUAAUCAGUGCUGCUACAAGGUCCCAUGUGGACUGAACAUCAGCCACUGGAUUUGGCAGUACGGAAGGUGACCUUGACUAGAGAGGGGUUUCUAUCAAAUGAUGUGUACUCAAAACAUACGAGAACCAUAAAAUCAACUCUGUUCCAGCAACCUCCUUGCCACCAAUGCUUGCCACCUAACUUGCACAGCUAUUAGAAAUUAUUGUCCCUGUUUCAUUUUUCAUUAUAUAAUGCCCUCUUCUUGGAAAUUAUUCCAAAUGAAGUCAACUUCAUGGACUCCCUUCAGUUACAGGGUGUAUUCCAGUAAUUGCAGUGCUUUGUAGUGACAAUCAAUGUGAACUCUUACAACUGUUAAUGAUUAUCUCUUACCUAAUAAUGCCAGCCCUGGAAAAUUACCCAAUAUUAGGAUAUUCGUUUUAUCAUUAGAUGCAUCUAUGAAACACAAAGUAUUGAUAAUUGCAAAAUAGACAUUAUGCCUCUCAAAAGAGGACGUGUCAGCAGUCAGAAAGGUUAGAAAAUGGUGGAUUAAACAGGUUAUUUUUACUAAAAGAUUUCUUAGAGCUUUUAAUAUUCUAAUAUGCACUUCGACUCUCCAAGAGGUGAAGACCCCAUUUCCCAAACUUAUUCGCCCUCGUGGGACUACUGUUCUAGGCAAUGCAUUUUGAGAACAUCAUUGGUUUAGGGGAAUCCAGCAGUCCUCACAAGUGGUUACCACCCACUGUGCUGAGUGAACAUUGCCCCAUCAUCUGAAGGGACAUCUCACCAGGGCUAGUGAACUGUCGUCCCCUGCGGGACAGUUAGUUUGUUACUCUUAUUUUCAUCUAGAGAUAUGAAACAGAGCUCUGAUGUGAUUUUGCCACCUAUUAACCCCACUUGCCCCCAUGUAUAUUUUAUCAGACCAGUUCUAAAAAGAAGGCCUAACUAACUAACUUCAUUUGCUGAACGAACUGAAGUCUCUAGUUUCUAAUCUCAAAAACUACGUGAAAAAACAGUGCCUAGAGCAGAAAUAAGCAAGAGCUGCUUCUUACAAAGGACUAAAACAAAAGAACCUGAUUGAUUGAUUAAAAUUUAAAUACUUUUUAAAAAUGUAAAUAAAUUUUAAAAGUAAAAUAAAAAGAUUUCACAAGGCAAAUAAUUUUUCUAGCCAGUCAGUACUCUUUUAAUUCCUUUUUAUAUCAACAGUCAUUUUACAGUUUCCCCUUUUCACUACCUAUCAUCUAUCUCAACACAGGCUUUAAAUAUUUUAAUGUAGAUACACAUCAAAUAGUUGAAGGCCAGGUUUUAAUGAUUGAUAACCUUUGGGAAAGCUGAACUUUCCUUACCCACAUUUAGCAUAGAUGGGAAUAUAAUACACAAAGACUACCUCAAUAGAUGUGAGAGGAGGGAAAUAAUUCAGAAAGUCAUUUUGUUAAAAAUAUUUAUUUAAAAAAAUACAAUUGUCCAUAUCAAGUUGCACAUACAUCUAUUAACAUAUCUAUAUAAUUUUGGACUUCAGUAAAUUUGAUACAGUGCUUUCUUAAAGCCAGCUUGCCAUUAUACAAAGCAGAUUCCUCUGACAGUUCUUAUAUAAAAUAGUUUUUAAAAACGUAUCAUCUUUCUAAAAAGAUGCAUAUCAUCAUUACAGAAUUUAACAAUAUUUUUGCAUAAAACUUGAAGCCAUAGAAAAAAAAGAUCACCUGAUUGGUUAUUCAGAGCAACCCCUUACUAUGUCUGGAGGUGCACUGAGUAUCAACUACACUUUUCCCUCCUAAAAGCAGCAUAUUAUAAAGCCCUCAAAGUGCCAGCGCAUAUUCUUCCUCACCAACCUAAACUCUGUAAAGUUUUUUUGCCACACACAUGUAGAGCUGAAGGCUCUGGCUACAGCCAUACUAACUACUCUAAAACAACAUCCCUUAGUUUCCCAACACGUUAAGUCAGACUGCUUAGCUAGAAAAUGUGGCAGUUUCUCUCCAGCUGCAUCAACGAUUAAUGUGAUUUUAAUAAAUGUUAGCAGUUACCAUCAUUUGAAUUGCUUUUUUAGGAAAAAGAAAAGAAAGUGAUUUUAAUACUUCGAAGGUCUCCCACAUGUAAAUUACACUGAGAUUAAUCAAGACAAGUUAUUAAUGACAAUUUAACAGUAAUGCAGUCUUUUGGGUAGGUGUGCACUGGCAUUAUAUGUAAGUAUUCUGUUUAUACAAAAGUAGUGGAUACUAGAUAUUAUGAGAGAUAAAUUUCAAUAAAAUAAACAAGGGGAAAAAUAAACAAUGAAGUAACUGUCUUCUCAGCUGAAUGAAUCGGAGUUUAAGAAAAGCACCCUGACAAGUUCUUAUUACAGAGGCCAAACUAAGACGCUGAGGUAAAAGAAUACAUCUCUCUGUGUUAACACCACAGCAGACACAUGCUCUUUUUCUGACAUAGAUGGGGUGGACGAAAAUCAAAAGUUUAACAGUAUUUAAUUUUCAAGUGAUGUCCAUACUUGAAGAUCCAGUAGGGCUCACAGAAAACUAUUAGUUUGUUCUUCAAAGGACAAAAUUGUACACUUUUUUUUAAAGCCAACUUGAUUAUCUAGUGAAAAGGGCAGAAUUCUAAAAAACUAAGUCAAAAAUUUUAUUUGCCUCAAACCAAAGCCAACCAGUAGCAAAAUGACUGGACUGAGUUUCAUAUUUAAUCUUCCCUACCCACAAAGAUAAAUGAAACUGCUAGAAGGUAAAAGUGAAGAAAUACAUAUGAUUGUCACUAGAAAAGGUCAAAUGGCCAAACCAAAUAAAUAGGCCUCAAGUAAUCAAAAAUUAAUUGCAUUCAUUUCUAUCUUUACAUAUAUGCAUCUUAGUUCAUUUCACUAAUACUGAACAGGGAAGUUCAUACAAUAUGCUACUUUAUCACAUAAGCAAUGAAUGUAAUGUACACUUAAAGGCCCUUGGUAAUACUGCCAUCAAAAACAAAAAGUAUGAAAUGUCUUAGGAGGGACUGUGUCCCCUACCUGACAGACAAUAAGCAACAAUGAUUAAACAGAAAAGAAACUUAAAGUUGGCGAAUUCACAAAGUUGAGUAUAAUCCACCAACUGCAAACCAUUAAAAGUCAUACAUUUCUACAAAGCAGAAUAUUAAAAGCUUGUAAAUUAUUUUAAAGCAUCCUAGCCAAAACAGCAUACCUUACAGAGCCUAGAAUGGCUCAUUGGGUAAUCCAUUUAUCCCUUCUCCAAACAGUCUUAAGUUCCAGAAAACAUAAGCAAGCAGUAAACCUUAACUUCCCUGACCCUCAAUAUCCUCAAGAUGAAAUUAAACAAAAUAAUCAUUAAGUGCUUCCAGUUAUUAAAAACAGAACAGUGCUAAUAAUGGUGUCCCAAAAAGUGCCAAGUGAUUUCAUACCAGUAUAUGGUAUUCCCACCCCUGAACUCUAGGCAAGCUUGAAUGAUGGACUGGCUAGAACUCAGGCCCAGCCACAGGGCACCUCCCCACCCCCAACCCGUCCAGAAGAUCCCAGGCCUGUCCUCGCAGGGCUCAUAAUCCUUGGAGGGGACAAGAACAAGAACGGGCCCUUAUGAGAUGGGAAACAAGGCAAAGUUGAGAAGACCAUUCAGCCCAAGAUACUCUGAGUUUUCUGCUAAUGCUUUUUAUGUACAGUUCAAAAGGAUGAAUAGGCUACAAUGCCAGAAUUCCUCCACCACUAUAUCAAUCAUGGUUAAAUCUGUAUUUUAGAAAUACUACGUCUAGUAUAAACCUCCUCUCUGAGAAACUUAGAACCCAACGUAACAAGGAUUUAACACAAAAAUGUAGAAAUUUUUAGAAAGAACAUUCUUACUUGCUCAAUAAUACAUGAACAUAAGAAAACAGUUUAAGAUGACUUUGCUUAGAGUAUGUCACAUGUAGCACUGUACAGUAUUUCUAAAGAGUAGACAAGCAAUUAGUCUUUAAGGCCUAUGAUUCUAUGCAUUUAAAAAAACUGAAAUGUGCAAGGCAUUAAUUUUUAAAAAGUGACAACUGCAAAGUGCAGCCAAUUUUUGUGUUUAAGUUUUAGUAUAAAAUAGCCUAGGAACCAUCCUAGACUAGGAUGACCAUAUGUUCCCUCUGAAAAAUAGAUUUAUUUAUACACAUACACACAAAGAUAUACUCAGUCAAUACAUCAGUAUACAUACACACACAUAUAUGCACUCAGCCAAUCACAAUGACUUGGAAAGAAGUGCUCUAGUUUCCAAAAAUAUUUUAAAAUAAAAACUUAAGCCUCAUAAAACUUCUUGAUGUAUAUUAUACUCAAAAGAUUAGAGUUCAAGAGACUUACUAUGUUUGAUUGUAUCCCUCAUAAAUUUUCUUGUUAAAGGUUUCAUUUAAAACGUUAACAACAGCCUGAAUUUCCUGGUUUCUAUAGAAAGCUUAGAGCCAACCUUUCCCCUCUUACACAAACCACUCUGAUUUCCAUUUUCAGAACAGCUAAGUGUGGAUGGCAGCACCCUAGAAAUUGCUAUUUUCUGGCAGGCUGUCAAUCUAUCACAAUUUUUUCUUUUUUCAGAAAAGUAGCUUAAAGAAACUGGCAGCUUCAAAUGGAACAUUUAUACUACA